GCGGACUUUUAAUUUGAAAUCAAAUCAGUCCGCAGAACCGGAAGUAUCCUUAGCCGCUAAUAUCACUGUGCUAAGGCGGAUCCCCUUCUCUAACGUCUUUGAAACUUUGUUCCGAUUCAAAGAUCCACUCUGUUAAACACAAUCAUCAGCCGGUGACUCGGUGACACUCCGACAGCAGUGGAAGAGCAUGGGGGACAAGGAGCUGAUGUGGGCUUUGAAAAAUGGUGAUUUGGACGAAGUGAAAACGUUACUGAAGAAGGAUGAGGAUGUGAACCGGACGCUGGAGGGCGGUAGAAAGCCCCUGCACUACGCUGCGGACUGCGGCCAGGCUGAGAUGGUGGAGUUCCUGUUGUCUAAAGGAGCAGAUGUGAAUGCUCCAGACAAACAUGGCAUCACUCCAUUGCUGUCUGCCACUUAUGAGGGUCACCUCGCCUGCGUCAAAAUCUUACUAGAGAAGGGUGCUGAUAAGGAGAGGAAGGGACCAGACGGGCUGAGUGCGUUCGAGGCAGCAGAGAGCGAUGCCAUAAAAGCCCUGCUGAAGUGAGGCUCAGCCCACAGGCCUGCAGCUCUGAGGUGCAAACAGACACUUGGCUGCCACCAGACAGAUCACACACUCAUGCACACGUCUUCGCCUCUGCCCGGUGGCUGCCUCGUCGUCUUCUGGGUUUUCUUUUUGUGUUCCACAUUUUUUUUUAUUAAUAUUUUGGGGGAGUGGGUAUAUGAUUACUCUGCUAGCAUAUUCGAAUUAGCGGACCUCUCAAUCAGUCGUGCCAUCCACACGGACCACUGGCUGGGAGGAAGCUGUUUAUCUCCACCCCUGUGUACCACUAAACACACACUUCGAGCACUUAUUUACAGAACAAAGCUUUCACAUCUUGCAGAUGAUCCCCAGCCAAAGAAUCAGCAGAGAAUAAUGAUGUAAAUGUGUUUUGUACUGUAAGACUGUAAGAGGCUGGUUUUUAAAUUUAGAGAAGAAGAAUUUGAUGUCUAAUGCCUAGUUCCAUAUGUGAUCAGGGGUGGCGUAUGGGACUAGUGGAGUGGCAAAUAAAUAAUUAACCCUCUCCCAGUGGAAAAACAACACAAACUACUUCCUGUUUGUUACAUUCCCACAGAGCAGUCUUGACAAGCUCUUCUAACAAUAGCUUACAAAUAAUAAUGAAUAAAAAAAGGUAUUGAAACCGUGUCAUGUCAGCCUGCACUUCACCUUUUGUCUGCUCAGUUAUGUUUUUACUCUUGAAACUAUGGCUUAAUAAGAAAAAAAAUAAUAAAGGCUCCAAGUUUUCUGCUGAGAGAGAGUAGAACCAGACAAGCACUUGUGUCACUGAUGAGGAUGGACUCUUCUGCUUACCCGACUGCAUGCUAAUGCCUCUGCUCCUACACGCUGAAAAAACACUGCGCUUUCUCUCGCUCGCUCGCUUUCUGGUUUUGUUUUUGUUUUGGUUUUCUUUGACGUCACAAAUUCAAUCAUGAAACAAAACAAAAAAAGAACAGAUUAAUGCUUUCUAUCUGGCUUCAUUGUGAGAAAGGUUGGUGAAAGAAAAAUGAAUAAAAGUUUUAAUUUGAACACA
Pangasianodon hypophthalmus (striped catfish) is the source of this 1568-nucleotide messenger RNA. RefSeq names its product myotrophin (gene mtpn). Gene Ontology annotation, cellular component: nucleus; cytoplasm. Gene Ontology annotation, biological process: regulation of barbed-end actin filament capping. Gene Ontology annotation, molecular function: protein binding. Bases 188 to 544 code for a protein of 118 amino acids. NCBI's taxonomy places the organism in Eukaryota, Metazoa, Chordata, Actinopteri, Siluriformes, Pangasiidae. The record is from RefSeq and is a predicted model, not a curated record. The transcript has 5 exons.